Messenger RNA from Staurois parvus, 308 nucleotides. The record is from the annotation of a GenBank genome assembly. NCBI's taxonomy places the organism in Eukaryota, Metazoa, Chordata, Amphibia, Anura, Ranidae.
AUGUAUGUGAAAUGGUUUGAUACAGGAAUGUUUUACUAUGUGAUUUUAGUGAAUGUCACUUUUUGUCAUUUUCAAAUUUCCCGCCGUUCCGUCCCCGUACGUCCCGACGCUCGCAGGGGAUGGAACCCAGAUGACAGAGGCCGGCAUCCGCCGGAUUACAUUGCCGGGGACACUGCAGGAGGGACAUCGCGGGAGCGCAGGACAAGGAAAGUGAUUGAAGGAUCAUGGAGCAACGCUGCAUGGUAAGCCCGAGUGUAGCUUGGGGUUACCGCUUUUGCUACACUCGGGAAUACCGCCAGGGGGGCUAC